AUGUCACAUCCAUCGGAGACGGAGAUAUGCAAAGCAGUCUUAGAGUUUGCCGCCGAAGGCACAUAUCCAGAUUCAGAGCAGGUAAUUGCGGCUGAAUUCCCGCUGUCAGCUCUUUCAAACGAACUGGAGCUCAUCACGCAGGCCAGAGACGAGGUGGAGACAGAGAUCAGCACAUUAAGUCGCGAUAAUGAUUUCGAUAUCGAUGAUUGGAUAUCACAAGCGAAACAGCUGCACUCGGACCUUGAACGAUCGCGACUCACUGCGCGGGAAAUUGUUAAGCAGCACGAGAGCACGAUACCACUCGAACUGAAGGUGGGGGAUGCAGCUGCCAAAGUUGAGCUAGUCGAGACGGAGAUUGUGUUUAACCAGGCUGUGACGGACACAAUAGAGCAGGUCCAAAGUCUCUGUCAACAGCUAAAUGCCAUACGGCCACUCUACGAAGGUGGCCAGUUUACGGAGGCAAUUGACAAGCUAGAGGCGACCGAACAUGCUAUAAGCCUAGACAGCUGUUUUAAGAACACUAAUGUGUUGGUGUUGCUCUCAGAAAACGUCGCCGCUAUGCGUCGAGAAUUUGUCGAGUUCCUUCGCGGCCGCUGGAAUCAACAUCUUGAGCUUGACAGCAAACACGGAAAAUUGGCGAUAUCUGAUGAUGCACUGGUAGAGAUUAUCUCUGCCCUGGAGCGCCUCAAUGAGCUUGCUUCAACCAAUAACCAAUUUCAAAAGGAGCUAUUUUUCGCGAUUCUAGAUCCAAUACUGCUUUCUAAUCCCGAUGGCUGUAGUUACGGCGUCCAAAUUGAAGAGUCGUUAAUUCUGGUUGAUUCGAAGCCAUCCCGAGCCUCAGUUCCUGAUGUGCUGGGCCAUAUUGUCAAAGUUCUCAGCUUCAUUCGACGUUCUUUGCCGGCGUCCAUUCUAACAUCACUUUCUGAUUCAUUUAUUCCUGCCCUUUCAUCAAAGCUAAUAUCCCACUGGCUGUCAACUGCGAUACCGACGGGGCUCGAUGACUUGAGCCGUUUCGAGGCCACCUUGAACCACGUCCUUCAAUUUACCAAGACUAUCGAGUCCCUUGGAUGGCAUGGCCAGGAGGAACUCGUCUCCUGGACAAACCAAGCCCCGCGUUUAUGGUUAACUAGGCGGAGAGUCGACUCGUUGGACCAGGUCCGCAAGGUGCUUGCUGUUAGCAAAGGGGACCCCCGACAGGUAGAGAGGGUCGAAAAGCGGCAGGUUUCUGAAUCAGAUGAGGUAUUAGUAGACAACUCAACCUCGGAUGAUUGGGAUGCCAGCUGGGAUGACGAAAAAGACGACGCCCCAAAGAACGACGAGGAAGACGUUAGCGCCUGGGGCUUAGACAAUGAUUUGAAUGACUCUAAGGCCACGAAUGAUGAUAUUGCCUCGGCCGCCGAUGACGAUGAAGCUGGAGAAGCUUGGGGCUGGGGAGACGGGGACGAAGACGAAGGCGAAGACCAGCUUCAGGCAGAAAAAUCUCAGCCAAAGAAGUCAACUGCAGCUCUUGCCGAUAGAGCCGGAACCCACGAUAGCCACAGGGAGAUAACGUUGAAGGAGCAUUACACGAUUACCGAUGUGCCCGACCCAAUUCUCCAGAUUAUCCAGCAACAGGUCUCAGACUCAGAGAUCAUAUCCAGACCCUCACAUUCUAGCACCCUCGUAUCCUCCUCUGGAGCCGGCCUUCUUGCUCUCCCAACCUUAAUCCUUGCCAUGUUCAAGGCAACGGCGCCGUCCUUUUACAGUCUCAAACUCAACGCUGGCCAGAUGUAUCUUUACAAUGACAGUCUAUAUCUUGCAGACCGAGUGCGUCAAGUUGCAAACGACAAGCAACUCUCGAGGCUCCAUGGCGACGUCGAAGCACUCGAAAAGUUUGGCAAAUUAGCGUACAGCAAAGAGAUGCAAACACAGCGAACAAUUGUCACCGAUUUAUUGGAUGGUGCCCAGGGCUUUAGUCAGUGUUCGGAACAGCCUUUUCUUGGCGACUGCGAGAAUGCCGUUAGCGCAACCGUGGAUCGACUGCGGACUGUUUACAAGGAGUGGCAGCCAAUACUCUCCCAUUCAGCCUUGCUCCAGGCAAUCGGGUCUCUGGUAUCGACAGUGACUGAGAAAAUCAUCAUCGAUAUUGUGGAUUUGGGUGAUAUAUCCGAGACCCAGUCUCAGAAACUGGUUUCUUUCUGCAAUCAGUUAUCGAAGCUAGAGGAUUUGUUCCUGCCUGAGACCUCGGACAACGCUGGACCGGUUCCGAUGACCGCUGUCUAUGUGAGAAAUUGGCUCAAGUUUCAGUACUUGAUUAACAUCCUCGAGAGUUCUUUGGCCGACAUCAAAUUCCUCUGGGUGGAAGGAGAGCUGUCUCUCGAAUUCUCGGCAGAUGAGGUUGUUGAUUUGAUCGAGGCUCUUUUUGCAGAGUCUGAUCAUAGAAGGAGGGCGAUUGCAGAAAUUAAGAGAGUAUCUAGGGGAUUAUAG
Molecule: messenger RNA, 2466 nt
Organism: Aspergillus mulundensis
Lineage: Eukaryota; Fungi; Ascomycota; Eurotiomycetes; Eurotiales; Aspergillaceae
Exons: 4
Coding region: 1-2466 (821 amino acids)
Biological process (GO): endoplasmic reticulum to Golgi vesicle-mediated transport; mitotic spindle assembly checkpoint signaling
Cellular component (GO): RZZ complex
Source: RefSeq, a predicted model, not a curated record